ACACAUCAAGAUGUGACUGACUAUAUGAAUAGGGCACCCGAUGCUCUCACUUGAGAACAGUGUCAGUGAAAUCGAUUUCAUCACUUGUCAGAGAAGCUCACAUGGUUAGAGAGAUGAACUUAGAGGGGGACAGUGGUCUGUCAGUGAGCUGCGGCAACGGGAAACUUAGACAGUGGCUGAUCGAUCAGAUUAACAGCAGUAGCUAUCCCGGACUAGUUUGGGAGAAUGGCGAGAAAAGCAUUUUCAGGAUCCCGUGGAAACAUGCGGGCAAACAGGACUACAAUCGAGACGAGGAUGCUGCACUCUUCAAGGCCUGGGCAUUGUUCAAAGGGAAACACAGGGAAGGAGUGGACAAACCAGACCCCCCCACAUGGAAGACUAGACUGCGAUGUGCUCUUAACAAAAGUAAUGACUUUGACGAGCUGGUGGAGAGAAGCCAACUUGAUAUAUCAGACCCUUACAAAGUCUACAGAAUCAUACCGGAGGGCGCUAAGAGAGGGAUCAAGAUGGCAGAGACCACGUUACAUAUGAGCUCAGAGAGCAACUACCCCAUGCACUCUCUGUACCCAACUCUACACAGCCAGGUGUCUGGCAGCUACAUAGUUCCCCAGGAGAGGAAGGAGUGGAAGGAGUACAGCCACACACAGGACCACCAGCAGCAACCUCAGCCUCAGCACCACCAGCCACCCCACGUUGAGCUGCAGUACAGCCAGUGCCACUACCCACCGCCACUCAGCCGACUGUGGCACACCGGGCCACACACAGAUAACGGUUAUCAGUUCACUGGCUCCUUCUAUUCAUACUCCUCCUCAGAGUCCCACCCCACAGCAUUUACAAUGGACCACAACAUGGCCACCCUUUCUGACUUCCGACUGCAUGUGUCCCUGUUCUACCGUGAGGCUUUGGUCAAGAAGGUAACCACCUCUGGUCCUGAAGGCUGCCAGAUCACCUCUUCUUCCUCCUCCUCUUCCUCGUCUUCCUCUCCAUCCUCCCCCUGCCCUGAGGACAAGCUGUACAGCGGUGCAGAAGUGGUGCUGUUCCCGUCCCCUUACCCCGAGUCACAGAGGAAGGGGGCGGAGAAGCUACCCAACGUCCUGGAGAGGGGCGUGCUCCUGUGGAUGGCGUCAGAUGGGCUCUAUGCCAAGCGGCUUUGCCAGAGCCGAGUGUACUGGGAGGGCCCGCUGGCCCCGUACACGGACAAACCCAACAAACUGGAGAAAGAACAGACCUGCAAGCUGUUUGACACUCAGCAGUUCCUCACUGAGCUGCAGGGGUAUGCACAACAUGGCCGUCCCAUGCCCAGGCACCAGGUGGUGCUGUGUUUCGGCGACGAGUACCCAGAUCCCCAACGCCAGACCAAGAUGAUCACAGCACAGGUGGAGCCAAUGUUUGCCAGGGACCUGUUGUACUUCACCCAGCAGAACAGCAGUCACUACCUUAGGGACUAUGAGCUCCAGGGACACACAGAGAGCUCCCCUCCAGCUAUAGGAGACUACCAGAGGACCCUCCAACACAUGCAGGAGUAACACAUACAAACAUGCCUCAGGAGCCAUGGACAUGCAUGUAGAUAGACCAAUGAGCUUAACUUCACAACUACUGUAAUGUAUACAGUAUACUCAGGUCUUGGACUAAAAUGCCUCACUGUGAUUUCAACGUAAGACUGGACUGUGCCUCCAUCAUCCGUGUCAACAGUUUGAGCCAAAGAUGAUCAAAGAUGAAAGUAUCUACCCUAGUUUGUACAGCCUUACAAUUAUGUUUCUAAUCAUCAUUUAUUUGUCUUUUUUUAAACAAUAUGGAAAACUGAUAUUAGUAUUUUGAUUUGUAAAUCUUUACAUGGCACUUCUGUUGUAAUAGUUUUGUUUCAAUAUCACAUCUGGAUGUGAGUGUCUAGGUGAAUGUGUUUGAUUGAUUGGUUGAUUUGCAAAACCUGCUCGAGGUAGCUGUAGAUAAUUGAAGUGAUUGGUUUUAGGCUGACACUAGCAUUGGUUCCCACUUGAUCCUUGAUACAUUAUAGCUACAAAGUGUGUGGUGUGUGUAGGCUUAUCACAAGAGAUAGUGUGUUUUCCGGGGACAUCUGUAGGAAACCCACAACACCCCCUAACCUGUGGUAGUGGUGUGGGGGGCGGAGGUAGCCUGCCCCUGUCUCUCUCUCCCCAUCUCUCUCUCUUUCUUUGUCUCCCUCUACAUUUUCUCUCUUGCUAACACUUGUUUUCAACGAGAGAGGGAUGCAUGUGUUUGUGUAGGUUUGUGUGUAUGUGUGUGUGUGUGCGGGCGUGCAUGUGUGUGUCUGCAUGUGAGAUUGUGACAGUGUAUAGGAUGCGGUUUGAGGGGACGAGGACCAAUGUGAAGCAGAGGGCGACUGACAGAAGCAGGAAGCACCAGUCACAGGUGCACAGGAAGUGGAGUAGCCCUCAGGAGAAAGGGAGAAGAGGCUUAAUGUGACCCAUUUCCAGAAGCUAGGCAUAUGUUGCACGUCACUACUUCACAGGAGAGGCAUUUUAAGGAAUUUUUUUAAUUUUUAUAUCAAAAUCGUUUUUU
Salvelinus sp. IW2-2015 is the source of this 2538-nucleotide messenger RNA. Its product is annotated as interferon regulatory factor 4-like. Gene Ontology annotation, cellular component: nucleus. Gene Ontology annotation, molecular function: DNA-binding transcription factor activity, RNA polymerase II-specific; protein binding; RNA polymerase II cis-regulatory region sequence-specific DNA binding. Lineage: Eukaryota; Metazoa; Chordata; Actinopteri; Salmoniformes; Salmonidae. Gene Ontology annotation, biological process: regulation of transcription by RNA polymerase II; immune system process. The record is from RefSeq and is a predicted model, not a curated record.